AUGGAAGGAAGAAAAAGUGUCGCAAACAAUUCGUCGACUACCUCUGCAGUUAAAGUUCCUACAACUUAUGUCUCACCAUUCUCAAAACCCUUACGACCUCCUAUAAUACCAAAGCAACUUCCUCAUACAAUUCAAGACAAAUUGUUGGACAAUAUGCAUUUGCACAAAGAAACAGCUCAGCCAACAGGUCAGGCAACAACAACUAUCGGAACAGAAGCAUUUUCAGAAGAAGUUCAUACCAAUCAGACUCCAAUCGAACAUACAGAAACACAACCACCCGAAAAUACAGAAACACAUUCUGCAAUGACCACUAGAUCGCAAACACGAUAUCUCGCCUUUAGCAAACAAUUUAAGUCUCAAAUUCAAGACACACAAGAUAGCGACACUCCUCUUUCAGAGAAAGUUCGUAGAAAAUACGCAAAGAAAAGGUUAGAAUUGUUAGAUAAGUUAAAUGAACAGUGGGGUUCAGAAGACAAUCGAGAUUAUAACGAGAUGUUUCAAGCUGUCAUGGAUGCCAUUCAGCCUCUUGAAAACGAAAUCAAAGACCCUGGCGUACUUGUUGACAUGUUUGCUUCAUAUUUACCCGUUACUGCCAAUCUCAUAGCGUUGCAAGCUAUUGACCAGUUCAUUCACUUGUUUCCAAAGAACUUGCAGAAGCAUUUACAAGAAGUUAAAAUUGCUGAAUUUGUCCGUAUAUAUCCAAAUUCAUACAAUUAUUUGGAAGAAUUGAAUGAACAUGGUGAACCUAUAUUAUAUUCUUUUCAAAGAUUCUUGCAAAUCAUCAAAAAUAAUUGUAUUUUAAAAAACGAUCAAAUUAUCCUUUCAUUAUUUUAA
Trichomonas vaginalis G3 is the source of this 834-nucleotide messenger RNA. Its product is annotated as attachment subunit-related family. The transcript has a single exon. NCBI's taxonomy places the organism in Eukaryota, Parabasalia, Trichomonadida, Trichomonadidae. The record is from RefSeq and is a predicted model, not a curated record. Bases 1 to 834 code for a protein of 277 amino acids.